Messenger RNA from Morus notabilis, 895 nucleotides. RefSeq lists its product as uncharacterized. The record is from RefSeq and is a predicted model, not a curated record. Bases 45 to 665 code for a protein of 206 amino acids. NCBI's taxonomy places the organism in Eukaryota, Viridiplantae, Streptophyta, Magnoliopsida, Rosales, Moraceae. The transcript has 9 exons.
UAAUAAUAUAAAUUAGGGAAAUAAAAAAAAAAACCCAAGAAAAAAUGACGAGCAUUCUCUUGACAGCUCCUUGCUCUCUUUCUUUGCAAAAUAGGAAAGUGGGUGUAACGAAUUUCAGAAGCUCAUUUUAUGGAAAACUCAUGAAUUCUCAAUGUUCCCUGGGAAGAAAACUAAGUAGAAGUUGCGGCAACUACCUUGUGGUGGCAUCAGUGCUUGGAAGGAGAAAGGCUAAGACCAGAGAGACGGUGAUUCCUGACCCAGAUUACAGAAUUCCUAUUGUUCUACUAGGUCUAGCUGGUGGGUUAGCUUAUACGGAUAAUUUGGUACCUGCUGUACCUGUGGGUCUUCUUGGCUUACUCUUGUUGUUCCAGACUACAAGAGUCAGAUUUGUAUUCGAUGAUGAGGCCCUGGAGGUAAAAGUAGGGGAUGAGCUUCAGGAUUCGGGUGAAAAUGUCUUUGUGGGUGGGAAAAACCGCUGGAAAUAUUCCACAUUUGUGAAUUGGGAGCUUUGGUGGCCAAACUUCCCUAUUCUGGUGUAUUUCAAAGAGAGACAAACUAAGCCUGAAGGGCAAAUUCACUUCUUUCCAAUAAUAUUCAAUGGGAAGCAACUUUAUGAUGUCAUGGUGGAGAGAGCUGGCCCUUCUCAAAAUAGUGGACCAGAAUAGCUUGACCAUCAAUGUUAUUGCAGUGUUUUUGGGUUUUGGCAUGGUGCCAAGAGGUGUGCGCUUACUAGUUGAAUUGAAGUUACUUUUCUAAAUAUUACACAUUGUUGUAGUAAAUAUCCUCAUAUACUUCUCAAUACUACUGACGUUAUUAUUUGUAAAACUAGACAUCUGUACAUGAUUACUAGUAUUAAUUAUUCAAUUCCUGGACUUCAUCUUUCAGGAGUUUUUUC